CAGUUUCAAUUCAAGUCUCGGGACGAACGCACGAUUGAAGAGCACGAUUUACUUUCUUUCUUUCAUUGGCAACGCGCGCGAGAUUUUUCGGAAGAUUCGUCAGUCAAACGGUUGUCCAUUGUCGUCGGCGGUUAUCCUUUACUGUUGGUGCGUUGCGAGUGCCGCUGUGUUUCCUUCCUGUGCGGUCGUCUGUUGGGCGCAAGCAAGAAGACUGGUUCCACUGACUGACUGGUCAGAGAGUGUCGAGCGCGUUUCUUCCGCUGGUUCAAUUCAGUCUACUUUGAACCAACGGUCCGAACGGAAGGACUUUCGGAACUGCCAAUAGAUCUCGAAUCCCAUCGCCUACACAGCCUCCGGUUGUUUAGUGUUCGCUUAGAGUUUGAUGAGAUUUCGGGGUGAAGAUUAGGAUCCCAUCAGAGAUUUUCUAUCGCAUUCAGAAAAAAAGUUUACGGGAUUUUUCACUUUCCUCUGCGUGCUGUUCAGUGCGUUAACCGAAACGAAAUAGGACUGUGAAUAGUGAAGUGUGAGUAAAUCAACUGUAGUGUAGUGUACAGGGGGUGUGAUUUGAAGAUUUGCAACGCUCACGGUGCGGUGGUGACUACUGAAGAUUGGAUGCUGAGAUCUCCCGUGGUCCCGAACAAGGAUUGAUCAUCAACGCUAUAUUUUACGGGCGGGAUUGAACCACCCAACAACGACAACAAGCCGGCGGCGUGGCGUGAUUGGAAGCUAACGGAAAAUUGAAAGCAAACGACGGGACGACGGGAAACAUGUGCUUAACGACGUGCUCCGAAACGAACCGGCUGUGACUAUUUAGCAGAAGCGAGGCAUCUGCUGCGGGUGGAUGAACGACAAGCCUGUAACUUAAUCUACCGGCUCUAAUGUGCGUCAUCUCGUGAGUUUGAUGGGUUCAGUGAUUGGCGGGAGUCGAUGGUUUUAAUAAGUGCUAAUCGUCCGGGCGGUGACGCAUAUUAAUAAGAAGAAAAUGGAUCAUUAUCCGGGGUUUUAAGAAUGGAAAUUGUGUAACCCUUUCGAAGUUCUCAUUGCCACAAUGAAGAACCAUGCCAACUGAAUGUGCUUUCAGUUGAGCAGUAAUCACGUGUGAUGUUCUAUGUGUGUGGCAAUGCGAUGCGUACAUGCGGAAAAUAGCAAAAGAAGAUCGUGGCAAUCAUAAUUCAUCAAAGUGCUCUCAAAGUGUUCCAUCAGUGUCCCUCCUCCACCUCAGAAGCGAGGCAGUGCGUGCAUUUUCCAAUCGUGUCCGAUGUCCCCACACUAGAGGGUGCAUUCGUUUCGCUAGGGCAACUGGCACUACUGGCCCUGGUUGCACUAGCCGUCGAGAUUGCUCAGGUCGUUGGUGGUGAUGACACAUCCUCUGUCACCAUCCACCACCGCACAGUGCUUUUUCCGGGUGUCCUGGCGAACAACGCAACAACAACGACGACCGCAGGACUUUUAGACGCACUCAGCGAAACCGUAGGGAAGCUCUUCGCAGCAGCAGUAGCUGCUGCCAACGAGUCCUCCGAGGCCGACGCCGCCGACCAACUGGGCUACAACGGAAGCUCGGCGUUCGAUAACGGUGGUGGUGGUGGUAUUGCUGGUCGAUUGGUACUGAAUGCUACCGGUCAGGUGUUUGAAAAUGAGUUCAUCAACGGCAGUGGCAGCACCCACGCCGGAACCAGCAUCAUCAACGGUAGCUACAACGAGUCCUACAGCGAAAUGCCGCAGAUCCCGGAGUACAUACGGGCGACCUCGAUGGUGUUCUGCAUUAUCAUCAUGUGCUUGGGAGUCAUCGGAAACAUCAUGGUGCCGAUCGUCAUCCUCAAGACGAAGGAUAUGCGCAACUCGACCAACAUCUUCCUAACCAACCUAAGCAUCGCCGAUCUCCUGGUGCUGCUCGUCUGUACGCCCACCGUUCUGGUCGAAGUGAAUUCCCCGCCAGAGGUGUGGGUACUUGGAGAGGAAAUGUGUAAAGCGGUGCCCUUCGUGGAGCUGACGGUGGCCCAUGCGAGCGUCCUGACCAUCCUAGCCAUAUCCUUCGAGCGGUACUAUGCCAUCUGCGAACCGCUCAAAGCCGGCUACGUGUGCACCAAGGCCCGAGCUCUGAUGAUUUGUCUGGCCGCGUGGACCGUGGCAGCCAUCCUGACGAGCCCGAUUCUGAUGAUCUCAUCGUACGAAUACGUGGAGUACGUCAACGGAAAAAUGGUCGCAUCAUGCCUGACGCCGGUGGAAAACUUUUGGCAUGCCACCUUCUUCGUUGCCAGCAUCGUGGUGUUCUUCAUCGUACCGUUGCUGAUUUUGGUAGUCCUGUAUUCCGUUAUCGCGAAAAACCUGAUGGACAAUCCCGGCAUCAUAAUGUCCAACGCGAGCGGCAACCGGAACAAUGUGAUCAAGUAUCGCAAACAGGUCAUCUUCAUGCUGGGGGCCGUCGUGGUCAGUUUCUUUUUCUGUCUACUCCCCUUUCGAGCGCUGACCCUGUGGAUCAUCAUCGUGCCCAGCGAGAAUAUCAUUUCGAUCGGGAUUGAACGAUUCUACAUCCUGCUGUACUUCUGCCGAAUAAUGCUGUACAUGAACUCGGCCAUCAAUCCCAUACUGUACAACCUGAUGUCGUCAAAGUUCCGGAACGGGUUCCUUCAGCUGCUGGGAUGCGGAAAAAUAAUCCGCUCGGAUAGCAUUUCUUCCGGAGCCCGGAAAGGAACAUUCCACACGGCUUCGACCAAUCUCAGCAGUUCUCACAACAGUUCCUACCAGAGACGGCUCACCAGAGAGGGAAGCAGCGUGAGUGGAAGCAUCCGAGCCAUCUCGGACAACAGCCGAAGACGGUUACUUCACCAGCGACACAGCAGUACGAUAUCGAUCAGGUCUUCCCAUGACGAGCAGAACAAUGGGGCAGGUGGAAACGGGGGUUCCAUUCCAACCGGAAACGGCAACCUCGAAACCACUCCGUUAAAGGCCGAUAAAAUUGACGAACUAGACGAAACGACAAACUCACUGCCAAAUGGUUACGGUUUCCAUAGUAUUAAGGAUGUCACAGGCACAGCCGGUGGCAAUAGUUGUAAUGUUAGUGUAAGGACUACCAAUAGCUGUAAUGGCAAGACUAGUCAUCGGAUGAAUGGAACUGUUUCGGUAGAACCGAAAGCCGUUCACCAAACGGACAAUAAAUAUCUUAUAGUAAGGGCAGCGGUAGUAGUGAUGCGAGAGCUGUCGGAAGAAGACGGAAAGCUGCCACCUUCGCCACCCGCCGAACAUAGUUCGGCGGAAGCGACGGAAGUUACGCUGAUUCAAAGUGCACGCGGAAGCGAGCAAAUAGUGUCUAUCAUCACUGCCAAAGAACGAACGAACGGGAACUGUGUCAAUAGGGCGCUGGGAGUGGAUGUACAGGGGAUGAAAGAGAACGCAGUAGCUUCCGAUGAGAUUACUAAAAUACGGCAGUUUUAUGGCUCGAUGGAAUGUGAUAUCUAGGCAAGCUGCAAGCUUUUUUUUAGGAAUGAUAUUCGGGGUGUACCUAAUGUUAGGGAAAUUGGAGGGGCGAUGUUUCACAAGGGUGUUAAUCGAAUCAUAUGCGACAACACAAAAUAGAGAACUCUAUAGUAUUGACUAAUACAUUCUAUUUAUUGUAAGGGAAACGAAAUCAAUUUCUGUAAUAAAACAUGUGUUUGAA
Molecule: messenger RNA, 3655 nt
Organism: Aedes albopictus (Asian tiger mosquito)
Lineage: Eukaryota; Metazoa; Arthropoda; Insecta; Diptera; Culicidae
Gene: ETHR
Product: growth hormone secretagogue receptor type 1
Exons: 7
Coding region: 1714-3456 (580 amino acids)
Biological process (GO): G protein-coupled receptor signaling pathway
Cellular component (GO): plasma membrane
Molecular function (GO): thyrotropin-releasing hormone receptor activity
Source: RefSeq, a predicted model, not a curated record